This is a messenger RNA of Colletes gigas, 3560 nucleotides long. RefSeq names its product mitochondrial carrier protein Rim2 (gene Rim2). NCBI's taxonomy places the organism in Eukaryota, Metazoa, Arthropoda, Insecta, Hymenoptera, Colletidae. The coding region runs from base 232 to 1341 and encodes 369 amino acids. The record is from RefSeq and is a predicted model, not a curated record. Gene Ontology annotation, cellular component: mitochondrion; mitochondrial membrane. Gene Ontology annotation, biological process: mitochondrial transport; pyrimidine nucleotide import into mitochondrion. The transcript has 6 exons. Gene Ontology annotation, molecular function: pyrimidine nucleotide transmembrane transporter activity.
UCGAUGCGAUCAGUUGUUUUCGAGCUUAAGAGCGUGGAAGUGUUGUUCUUCUGUUUCUGUCGGUUGUUUUCAUUCGAUCGUAUAGGCAAGAAUCGAAUAACAUCGAUAAAUUACUGCGUGUAACGUAGUUUACGGCGUGAUUCGUGCGUGUAAACGUUGAGUGUUUCUCGUUUCUUUCCCUGUCGCGAAGUAUAUGCUUCCGGAGUGACAGAAUCCCGCAAAAAUCGAAGAAUGUUGGAUCGCGAUACUGCGAUACACCUCAUUGCCGGAGGAGUGGCCGGUACUGCAGGUGCAAUAGUCACUUGUCCCCUGGAAGUAAUCAAAACGCGAUUGCAAUCUUCUUCCGGUUUCUACCCACCGUCCGUCAACAAGGAGCUGACGUCCGCAUCUGGUACUUGCAAUAGUAUACCAAAAUCGGAACAGAGAAGGAGGUUGUUUACUGGAGGCUUCAUUAGAUAUAAUCUAAUCGCCAUUUCGCACUUCAGUGUGCCUCCAGGCGGCACUCCACGCUCCCACGCGGCUCCUCGUAUCUUGCAAUACAUAAGGUACAUUAUCGAGACCGAAGGGAUUCGCGCCCUGUUCAAAGGGCUUGGACCGAAUCUUGUAGGCGUCGCGCCAUCAAGAGCAAUUUACUUUUGCGCCUACUCGAAGAGCAAAGUUGCCUUUAACACAAUCCUACCGCCGGACACGCCAAUCGUUCACGUCUGCUCCGCAUUUUGCGCAGGUUUCGUGGCAUGCACGUUGACAAAUCCUAUUUGGUUCGUGAAGACCAGGCUACAGCUGGACCACCGAACGAACAGAAUCACGGCACUGGAAUGCAUGCACAGGAUAUAUUUGCAAUCGGGUAUCCGGGGAUUCUACAAAGGUAUUGUGGCCUCCUAUGUAGGAAUAAGCGAGACUGUGAUACAUUUCGUGAUCUACGAGGCUGCGAAGGCUUGGCUGGCCACGCACAGGUCCAGAGUGUCCAGGCAAGACGAUCGAAAAACGUUGCGCGAUUUUAUAGAGUUCAUGGGAGCUGGUUCAUGCUCCAAAGCAAUCGCAUCCACCAUCGCCUACCCCCAUGAGGUGGCAAGGACACGAUUGAGAGAGGAAGGUACAAAGUAUCAUGGGUUCUGGCAAACUUUGAGGACUGUCCUCACUGAAGAGGGCACGAACGGUCUGUACCGGGGAUUGUGCACCCAUCUGAUCAGGCAGAUACCAAACACGGCUAUUAUAAUGGCAACGUACGAAGCGGUGGUGUACAUCCUUAGCAGGCACUUCCAUCAGCAUUCGCGUACCAUCGUCAGCCCCAGCGGGUCACAGUUCUACGCGGAAGCGAAGGCGAAGAGAGAGCUUGCCUAGGAUUUGCUCACGACCCAUGAAUAAAGGGUCGAUAUAGCUGGUAGCGAGUCCCAAAAUCCUACGGUCUCGACGCGAACGCACUAACCCGGAUGUCCAGUCACCUCGGGUGGAGACGCGAGUUUCCGUGCUCGCGGAGCGUCAUCGGGUGGCCAGAUUUGUUACAGUUGAAGGUAGCAAAAGGUAUCACAGCGCGUUGAACGCUGUGUGCUCUGUAAGUGUAGCAAAAAGUAGUCCUUCCUCCUUUCAGGUAGCAUACAUUCACACACGGAACAGCCUGUUGUCUUGUUGUACCUCGCCGAGACACACGGAACACGAAGCAGAAGCCGAAGCUGGAAAAGUUGAGUCGGUUACUUCAGAAUAUGCGUGCGACGUGCUUCGCAGUGAUCAUAGAGAACAGUCUGUAUUUCUAUCGGUGGUGUGUGUUUACUGCUGGCAGUAAUACAGACGACAAGAGCCGUUCUAAUCUACCUCUUGUUGUUUUGGGAGUUUUCAAACUAGAAUAAACGGGAAUACACUAGUGGAUAAUGUUAUAAGACACUACUUCUGAAAAUGAAAAAGACCGUAUACAAUUAAACAAAAUUAUCACACUUUUUCGCGGUAACAAUAAAUCAACCCUCCUUUAUUUUAUACUACCUCCGAUCAUUCGAUGAGACAAACUUUUGUACAAUAUUUGCAUGAAACCUUGAUCCAAGUCUAUCCGUGCACGUUAAAUCCCUUCUUUUAACUAAUUAAUAUUAUUGUAUUGUUUGUUGCCUUCAUAUAUAUGUCAGUUUUUAAACCAAAUUUUCUUUUACAAUUCUGGCUACGUUAUCACGUUGAAAUAUAAAAUUUUUUCGAGCUGAAUUUGUAUUUUGAGUCGGAUGUAUCUUAUAAUUAUGUCCACCAGUGUAUGUUUUCGAAUUCUGUAGUCAUUUGGUUCAACUAAGCGCUAAUUGACAUAUAACAUCGCAAUAGUUGAGUCUUGAAAUACUGUGCACCCGUAUAAAAGUGGUCAUUAGAUUGCUAAAAGUAGCCGAUUAAUGAAAAAUUAAUGAAGAUUCCUGUAGUUUUUAAAGCACCCGAAAGAAAUGUAUCUAUCGAAUGCAGCACUGAGAUCCUUUUGGAUCGGUCUGGGUACAGGCUAAAAAUUAUUGAAAGACAUACAAAGAAGCAAGGUACUCCCGAGAGGAUCCAGUUUUUUCUGCUUGUCCAUAAAUUAUCUUUCUACGAUUAGUGACCAGUGACCAUUCAUAAGAACCACCAAUGCAUUGUGAUCAUUGUCUUUUAUUAUUCCUUGCAAUGCUUUUGUGUGAUUGAUACAACGGGAAAAGCUAUGAAAUGUUUACGUAUCGUUAAGAUCAGUUGUAGCAUCAUAGUUCGUGUACUACGUUGUACAUAAAUCAUGUUAGAAUGAUUGUUCCGUUUGCUUAUAUUCAGCGUUAGAAUAGAGACGUAUUAUUAUUAUUACUAUUACUGUUAUUAUUAUAUCUUGACCUAGAUAUGUUUCCUUUUUUUGUUUUGGAACCUUAAACGCUUAUUAACGAUGAAAUAAUUAGGGACUUCUGAGAUGGUUGGUGCGCGUGGAUCGUUGAUUCAGAAAAAAAAUCUUAAAAAAAAAAUCUGUUAUGGAGAGAAAGUAAUAAAGUACACAGAAAUGUAAAUAAUAUGUAUUGAUUUUCAAUUGCUUAUAUUUUGUAAAUUCACAGAAAUGUAAAUAAUAUGUAUUGAUUUUCAAUUGCUUAUAUUUUGUAAAUUAACUCCUCAGGAGUCUGCUGUGAAUUUGAUUACGGUAUCUAACGUGAUCGAAGAAAAAAUCUGAUUGAAAUGAUUAUAUACUACGUAGCAAUAGGUGCUGUGAACAUAAAAUAAAUCGCGAUAUAUAUAUACAUAUAUCUGUAGAUUUGCAGCCGUUUGUAUUUUUUCGGGCGCAUAAGAUGCGCUUUAUUACGUCACCAAAUAAAAUGAGAGAAAAAAAUUUUGUAUAAAAACGGGAGUAUUAGUUGUCAUCUCAUUUUCUAAACUGUUCCAGCGUAUACUUGGCGAGCAUACAUUGUUAAGUGAUUCGUCGAAGCAGAGAUAAAUGUUAAAGAUAAGUUACAUGUAAGAAGGUUAAUGAUGUUUUGUUACCGAGAUUUUAUCGUUCGCGCGUAGUGUUUGUAAGUUUGAUUAUGUUAUCCGUUGCAAGGCAUCGGCUAAUAAGAAUUAACAGAGGAUGUAACAUAAAAAGUUUUUAAUUUUUA